AUGGUCCAGGACGUGGGCGGGACUCUUCCCAAGGGACUCAGUGUUGAGGGGAAGGCGGCCCAGCAUCCAAGCCCAUCAGCCACAUCUAAGUCGGCCGGUACCCUCCCCGCUCUGCUCUGCUCUGCUCCUGGACUUAAACUCCAUCGGCUGCCAGUCCUAAAGGAUCACCCUGCUCUUGACAGUCUGAUGUUGGCAGUCUCUUUUCUUAUGCUCACUGUAAUGGAGUUGUUCAUCAUCAUUGCUUUUUAUCUCCUAAUGGAGGUUCACACUAAUAAGUUCCCUAACGUAAAAGUGUCUCCAGAUGUCCUAACAGUGUUAAGGUCAGUGCAGUUGACCUGUGAGACUCCACCUGAUGUUACAGUGAAACAGUGUUAUUUUAACACACAGAUGCAAACUGAAACAAAUGUCAGCCCAUCAUGUCUGCUCGUCCUCACUGGGGCUGAAGUGCUCUUAUGGACAGAUAAAAAAUCACCUGUAUCACUCGACAUUACUUGCUUCUACACAGUAAACGAGGGUGGGAUUGAUAAACCAUCAUCACACUCUCCUCCCGCCACAGUGACAGUUCUAGAUGCACUUCAGAAACCCAUCAUGAGUAUUGAUGACAGUACUGCUCAGAUCUUGAUUGCAUGUGAAAUAUCACUUUCUGUCGAUGCUGCUUUAACCUGUAAUCUCUACACUGAGGAUACUGCUCUGGCAUUCAAAAGUUUUUCUCUGAGGCGACAGACUGGAGAGCACUGUGUGUUCUAUUUAAGUCAUAGUGAAUUAUUCAAAAGAACAGUGUCCAGCAGACAGCUAAGUUGUGAUUAUUCACUCAACACAGAGCCUGUAGAAAGAUCACCACGCAGUGACGUAUACACCAUCAGAGGUCUUUCUCAGGCCAAGUUAACAGAGUCUGCUUCAGUAAUUAAUGAAAGAGAAACAGUGCAGCUGAACUGUAAGAAAACUGAGGAUCAGAAAAUGGAGAUAGAGAAGUGUAUCUUCAACAUUAAUGGCAGAGAAAAUAACAUGAAACAGAACACAUCAUGUCAGCUGUCACUCACUGGCUCUGAGAUCAUUAUUUGGUCAGAAGAACAGAGGUCAACUGUGAACAUAACCUGCUUUUACAGUGUGAAGAAAUCACAAGUUCUCAUACCAUCUCCUCACUCUGAUCCAGUCUCAGUAAGAGUCCUGAUUUCAACACCAUCUACUGCACGUGCUGCUAAAAUGGCAAUGACAACUUUUUUAACACCAUCUACUGCACAUGCUACUACAAUGGCAAUGAAAAAUUUACGAACACCAACUACCACUGCUCAUGCUACUUUAACAGCAGUGAAAACUUAUUUCCAUCCCAAGGCAACCAUACCAACAAACUUAAAAAAGGGUACCACAAUUAACAAUCCAAAAUCUACACAGCCUGCUAUCAAAACAACAUCAAAACCUUCUGUUCCUCACACCACUCACAUUUUAGCGAGUCCUAAAGGCACAUGGAUUAUGGUGAUUUCCACUGGUGUAGGUUUAUUUAUAUCUGGACUCAUUGGGCUUAUCUGUUUAUGCUCAAGUAAAAAAAGAACUGCGUGCCCUCAGGUAAAUUUUGACAGUCAUGCAAUUGCAGGAGAUAAGAAUGGUUCUGGAACUGCAGAGGCAUAUUCUUUGAUCAUUUGUGUACCAGCCACAUCUCAGCCCACAGUUGCUUUGGUUAGCAAACAACAGAAAGAGGGAAGUGCUGAGGAGAAUGAGAAUGUUUACCACAUGUACUGCACCAUCCCUGACACAGCAGUUAACUCCAAUACAGGCGAUCAAGUCUACAGUUUGGCGAAGAUGAACUGAUGUGCUGUUUUUUAGUAUGUAUUUGUUAUUCGCACAGAGAUUGGACAGGGUUUGCAUAUUCCUGGUGCCAAUUUUGAGGGUGUUGCUCUCAAACUAGUGCCACCAAAAACGUUUGUUUUGCUUUCUGUUAACAACUUUUAUACUUUUUAGCCUACAAAUGUAUUUUCCUUUGAUACUUUGGGCCAUGUUGAUUUUUUUCAACCUGGUUGUGGCAAUUCAACAAGCCUCAUAAAGUCUGACACCAAAUGGAUUUUUGAUUUUCAGAACACCCAUGAAUAGUCAUGCUUUUUUCCUUGAGUAUUAUGGAAUACUAUUUACCAGUACCAAAUAUCAAGGUCCACCAUAAGACUUUCAACCAUUUUUUUUUUUUUUUACUUUAUUAUUAUUAUUAUUGUUAUCAUUAUUAACAAAUCUAGGCCAAAUGAUCUUCUGAAACUGGAAAACAUUUGUUUUUGAUUUUGAUAGUAUCACACCAAUAAAUUUAACAGUGAGGGUGGCAAACAUGAUUCAAGGCAUCUCUAGGCUAUUCUUUUGCCUAUUGAAAUAAGUCUUUAGGAUGUGAGUAUUGCUAUGUUAUUCAUGCGUUUAUUUCAUCUAGAAUGGACUACUGUAAUUCUUUAUAUUUGGGAAUAUCAAAUGCUUCACUAUCACGUUUACAGUUAAUGCAAUAUGCAGCGGCUAGACUCCUGACUGGCACCAGGAAGUAUACUAGUAUCUCUCCAUUUUUAGCCUCUUUGCAUUGGCUUCCAGUCAGAUACAGAGUUCAAUUCAAGGUACUUUUAAUGGUUUUUUAAGGAUUUACAUGGACUUGCACUAGAUUAAAUUUCAGAGCUCUUACAUCAACAUCAAACCACUAGACCUUUAAGAUCUUCACAGAGCCUGCUUUUAAGUGUCCAUAAAUCCCGUUUGAAAACCAAAGGGGAUCGUGCCUUCUCUGUUGCAGCCAAUCGCCUUUAUAUAGUCUGCCGAUUCAUAUUAGAUAGCAUUGAGUCUUUUAAGCCUCAGUUGAAGACUCAUCUUCACUCUAUUGCUUAUAACUGUUCUUAGAUUUACUGUUAUUGUUUUGGCUUAUAUUGUGCAUGUUUUAAUUGUGACUGUAUUUUAAAUUUUGUUAGUGUAAAGCAUUUUGGUCAACAUAUGUUGUUUUUAAAUGUGCUAUACAAAUAAAUAUGAUUGAUUGAUUGACUAAAGAAUGUCCUACAUUAAAUUCUCUGGAUCAUUCUUAGUGCCACCGGAAUAAUAAAAAUUAUAAUAAUCUAAAUUGGAAUAUUUUCAAUAAUCAGGUUGCUG
Molecule: messenger RNA, 3096 nt
Organism: Myxocyprinus asiaticus (Chinese sucker)
Lineage: Eukaryota; Metazoa; Chordata; Actinopteri; Cypriniformes; Catostomidae
Exons: 18
Coding region: 1-1806 (601 amino acids)
Source: RefSeq, a predicted model, not a curated record